UUAAAUGGGAAUACCCUCUGUGUGCUGCUGUGGGAGUUUCCUUUAAAAAAAUCUUGUCGUGUCACAGGGAUGCAGCCGCCGGAGCCGGGCUCCAAGUCUACCAUCCGCGGGUACAUGACCACCGCCGAGAGGGACCACUCACUGUUUCCUCCACACGCCAAAGAUGACGGCUCCACCAAACCUAACCCAUGCAGCACCACAGCAUCAGCGUUUUUUGGUGUUGUUCGACUUUGAUGAAACCAUCAUCAAUGAGAACAGUGAUGAUGCUGUGGUGCGUGCUCUACCAGGCCAACAGCUACCUGAGUGGCUUAGAAACAGCUACAGGGAGGGCCACUACAACGAGUACAUGCAGAAGGUCUUGGUUUAUAUGGCGGAGCAGGGCGUGUCUGAGGACUCCAUCCAUUCAGCGUUGGAGAAGAUCCCACCCACACCCGGCCUCCUGUACCUCUUUCAGUAUCUGCAGAGCCACGAGCAGGACUUUGAGCUGGCGGUGGUCUCCGACGCCAACAUGUACUUCAUCGAGACGUGGCUGGAGCGUGCUGGGGUGCGUCACCUUUUCCGGAAGAUUUUCACAAACCCAGCAAAUUUUGAUGUGACUGGCCGCCUUGUGCUGCUCCCUUUCCACUCCCACUCGUGCUGCCGUUGUCCUGACAACCUAUGCAAGCAGGUGAUCCUUCGGGAGUAUCUGGCGGGCCGACAAAAGGAACGUGGUGGUGCUCCCUUUCAGAGGGUAUUCUAUAUCGGAGAUGGGGCCAAUGAUAUCUGUCCCUCUCUGGCUCUGGGGCCCCGGGACACAGCCUUCCCCAGGAGAGACUUUCCCAUGCACAGGCUGCUGCUGGAGAUGCAGCAGUCCCAGGCAGCCAUGUUCAAGGCAAACAUAGUUCCUUGGGUCAGUGGCGAAGACAUAGUGGGCUGCCUGAAGAAAAUUAUGGAGGAGAGAUAAAAGAUGUGUGCGUGUGUGUUUGUUUGUGUGUUUGUGUGUUUGUGAGUGUGUGUGUGUGUGUGUGUGUGUGUGUGUGUGUGUGUGUGUGUGUGUGUGUGUGUGUGUGAGAAUAAGGGAAAGAGAGAAUGAAAAAGGGGGCAAAUAUAGCAAAAGGGCACCAACUCCAGUCCACGAUAUGCGUGAUUCUACUCCAGCCACACUUGGUACCUGUAAAGAUGUAGCCAAAUAGUACACAUCUAUUCAAAUCACCGUCUUGGCCAGGAGAAGUUGCUAGGCAACCAGUUGAGACUCAAUAAGUCACUGCAACUGGCCAAAAGAAAGUCCACCACAUAACCCCUAAUAAAAUAGUUUAUUGUAAUGUUUACACUAUUUCAUAUGGAUUAAACCAAUGACAGAUAACAUGGUAAUAUGAGUGAGGUGGAUAGGCGCAGAUGGCAGACUUUUAUGUUUGGAUAGAGCCGGGCUUUGCUGAUUCUCUUUGUUCUUCGUGCUAAGAUAUCCAGCAGCAUAUUUACUUUACUGUACAAACAUCUAACUCUCCACAAAAAGGAGUAAGCACAUUUCCACAAAUGUCGAAAUGUUCCUUUAGUGCUAGCCUGGUAUAAAAGCCUAUUGCCAUCUUAAUUAAUACUGUAGGUUUAUGGACACAUGUGCAGGAUCAAGUGUUGUACAGUAGCAUUACCUGGGACAAAAGACCACACAUGUUGUGUCAGGCAGGGACAAGGACAACAGGGAUAAGGUAACAAAGACUCUUGCACAGUAACUGUGCUCUCCCCACCACUCAUUACUGAUACCUAAUCUAGGGCUUGAUUAUACAACGGUAAUCUAAACCAGCAUGAGAUCCGAAUGGAACGUUGGAACCAUACGCCUGCACUUUGGCCCAACAUUACAUACUGUUUCUGAAACAAUGAAAAAAAAAGGUGGGAUGCAAAGUACCAAUUGUAUUGUAUAGUCAUUAGCUAGCACUUACCAUACUUGUACCCCAUUAGUACUUCCAGUAAAUAUAACUAUUGAUAAAAGGCUGUUUAGGUUGAGAAGGAUUUAUAGUCUCUAAAAAGUCUUUGUUAUGUUUGAAUGGAUACCCAAUAAACCACAAUGUUGUGGUUGUGAGGGAGUGAUGAUGGGCCACUCAUACUAGUAUACAGUAUGGUCUAUAUCUAACUCAAAAUGUAACCUCAUUCUGCAUAAAUGACUAAAUCCAUGAUAGGGACUGGAAAAUAUAUUUUAAAAUAUCAAAAAGGAAGAGCACUUGUAUUCAUUGAGAUGACAUUUAUUUUUGUCUAUAUUCAGAAAAUUGUGAAGUAUUAUGUUUGUUUUCCCAUCCUUUUGUUUUUAAAUUCAGAUUAUAAUGGGGCAUGUAUACUUUGUUGAUUUUUGCAGCCUGUUUAAGGUUUCCAUGUUAGUAGACACAUAAUACUGUCUGCUAACUUUAAGGCAGAGGUAGUAUAAAUAAUGGAGUGUAUAUUUGGAUUCAUUUUUUUUUUUUAUCCAUAUACUGAACAUCUUUGCUGUUACAGUUAACAAUAAGAACGUUUGGGUGCUAAAGCAUUAAAACAGAUAAUAAGCUUGUUAAUUGAUGAAAUACUUAAAGGGGCUGUAGUUGAUAUUCUGAAAAAAGUGGUUUGGGAUUGCCUCCACACGGCUCUUACAGACUGAUCCCCAACUUUUCAACACACAAGGCACUCACACGCACUAACAUGCAACAAGAACAGAGAGGCUCUGAUUACAACACACACACAGGGACUUUAAAUACAGUAUAUUUACAUAGCAAAUUGUUUUCUGCUAUAUUAAUCUUCUGAAUAUCAAAUACAGCCCCUUUAAAAACAUCAUUAUGCUGUAUAAGAGCUGGACAUUUUCUCAAGUGUUUUAGUUUCUCAGGGAGUAGAAAAGAAAGUGUUAACAAGCAAACAUAAUAUAUGUUUAUAAAAAUAUUUUUCUGCCACGGACAAAUGUUCAUAGUAUAUAUGUUUAUGAGAAAUAAUCAAGGUGGCUGGAAUGUGAAAGCCUUUGAGAUCAAAACCUAAUCCAUUAAUGCUUUCUGAUUAGGAGAAUAAAGUUAUGUGAGCUUUACUCCUUCUGAUCCUAUGAUAAUUAUUUUAUUUUAUUUUAAUUUACUUUAACUGUUUAUGUACCUGUAAAACUUCCAUGGAGUUUUGUGCAAUAAUGAAACACUGUAUACUUGAUAUGAUGUAAAAGAGAUUUAAGGUUAAACAGGAAAAAACUUGACCUUUGACAUUUUCAGGGAUGUGAAUCGACACCAGAUCACCAAACUAAACAAUGUUUUUUAAGGGAACUUUAAAAUGGUAUAAUUGCUUCACAAUAACCAAAUAACAUUAUGUGUUGUUAGGACUCUCCUUGACUAAUAUGCUAAUUUCUUUUCAUUUUUUGUGGUUUACUGUAUCUUGGAUGUGUGUUUUUAAUCAAAUAUCCAAUAUGUGUCUAAUGCAUUAGUGUAACAGGAAUAUAAAGCCAUUAUCUAAUGAA
Etheostoma cragini (Arkansas darter) is the source of this 3427-nucleotide messenger RNA. Its product is annotated as probable phosphatase phospho1. Gene Ontology annotation, molecular function: phosphatase activity. NCBI's taxonomy places the organism in Eukaryota, Metazoa, Chordata, Actinopteri, Perciformes, Percidae. The transcript is spliced from 2 exons. The coding region runs from base 164 to 943 and encodes 259 amino acids. The record is from RefSeq and is a predicted model, not a curated record.